AAACACCAGUAAACGGUUUCGAGUGAAAGAAAGGGUCAUUUCGGUUUAUCAGCAUAAUUUUUCGCUCUUUCUUGUGCUUAAUUUUUAGUGUUUUCUAUAGUAUUUUUUGUGUGAAAUUUCAAGACACUUAGCGUCUGGAGAGAGUUGUGUUUCUUCCAGGGUAGCAAAUACCUAGAAGAUUUCUUCUGUUGUCGGAAAUCCUGUCGACUUUGGAUUCUAUGAAUUUCGCUUCAAUCGAAAAUGGUUCCAUUGCGAUCGGUCCGUGAAACAAACGGCGCAUACUCGUUUUGUACAAUUUCGCAGUGAUGAAACCGUUUCUCACAUUUUCGGUGUGAUAAAAGUUAACGACGAACCGGAAAGCUUAUCGGUAUACGAUUAUUAAAAAAAAUGUUGAUGUUAGCGCGAGUUAAAAGAGUUGUUUUAAUGUAAACAAGAACAAUAAACUUUUAUUUCUCAACGAAUUUAUGUGAGUUCAAUAAAAAUGAAGAGGAAACUUUCACAUACAAAUCAAGAAUCCGAAAAAAAAGUCGAGGAACAAAGCACCUGGUCCCUUUAUAGCGUAGUUAGCACUGUCGCGGUUAUAUGUCAUUUGAACGGACUAAAUGGUGAUUUCGUGCACGAUGACAUUCCUGCUGUGAUACGUAAUAAAGACGUUCUAGCUAAUAAUCCGCUCGGACGUAUUUUCAUGAACGAUUUCUGGGGAACGCCCAUGGCAGAAAUGACCAGCCAUAAAUCUUAUAGACCAUUCACCGUUCUUACAUUCAGAGCCAACUAUUUGGUCUUUGGCUUGAAUCCUGCAUGGUUCCAUUUGACAAACAUACUACUACAUAGCGCAGCCUGUUCCUUGUUCACACGAGUAUGCUUGUGCGUAGCUGGUCUACGACCACAGUUUGCGGCUUUGGCAGGCAUUCUUUUCGCAAUUCAUCCCAUUCACACGGAGGCGGUAACUGGAAUCGUGGGGAGAGCGGAUGUUCUGGCAUGCAUGUUUUUUCUUCUCUCGCUACUUGCAUACCAUGGUAGGGCUGAUGGAAUUUAUCAUGUCUGGAUCAGUAUUCUACUGGGUGGUCUUAGCAUGCUGUCUAAAGAAACUGGAAUCACAAUUUUAGUGGUCAAUCUGGCUUAUGACUUUUUUCUACAUUGGCAUUGUUUAAAACGGUCUUUAGGUGAAAGAAAGUGGAAUAAAGAAACUCUUCAAUUUACUAAAAGGGCUGCAAAGAUCCUUACGUCGCUUGGUAUUCUGCUGACUCUAAGGCUUGCAAUUUUGCAAGGAUCUCUACCGAAAUUUUCCCAGCAAGACAAUCCCGCAGCCUUUCAUCCUUCGAUUUACGUCAGAUUUCUGACUUUUGGAUACUUAGCGGCCUUCAACAUGUGGCUUCUGCUGUGUCCAUCAACCCUGUCUCACGACUGGCAAAUGGGAUCUAUCCCUUUAGUAACAACCAUUUCCGAUUUGAGAAAUUUAGCAACCAUAUUCUUCCUUGGACUAACAUUUUUAUUAGCCAUAAAAAGUUUAUCGGAAUUUGAGUCUCAAAAACAUACUCCGUUAGUAUUGGGGCUUCUACUACUAGUGCUACCUUUUUUACCAGCUUCCAAUUUAUUAGUCACUGUGGGAUUUGUUGUGGCAGAACGAUUGCUGUAUAUUCCAAGUCUUGGAAGUAUCCUCCUCAUCGUGUACGGAAUUCAAAUAUUAUGGUACAGAUGCUAUUUUCAUAGACAAACAAUUGUUUCUAUGGUUUUGUUGCUACUAGUUUCCGGCGUUUUAAGAACCUUGAUAAGAAACAGGGAUUGGCUUUCAAGAGAAUCCUUACUAAGGGCUGGACUAAUUACACUACCAUACAACGCCAAGAUGCAUUACAAUUACGCAAAUUUCCUAAGGGACGCAGCGAAACCAGAAUUAGCGAAGACCCAUUAUCUAAAAGCCCUAGAAUUGUGGCCGGCAUAUGCUAGUGCGCACAAUAAUAUUGGAACUCUACUUGACAAUCGCUAUGAAGCAGAACUUCACUUCCUUCUGGCUAUUCGACAUUACUCAGAACACAUCAAUGCUCAUUACAAUUUGGGAAAAUUAUACAGGAUGAACAAUAGAUCGAUUGAAUCAGAACGUAUGCUCAGAAAAUGUAUCAAACUGGAUCCAAGAUUCACUCCGGCUUAUAUAGAACUUGCCAAACUACGCGGACCUAACGAUCAAAGCGUUAAUCGAUUCUUAAAAGAAGUUGUUAUUAUGAAUCCAUCCGAUCCUUAUUUUUCCACUAAUUUCGCAAACUGGUUGUCAAGAAAAGGCAACUAUAAAGACGCUCUUUGGCACUACUGGAAAUCUCUUCAAAUAUCACCAACACAUGAAGAAGCACUUGCAGGCGCUGCAAAAAUUUUACAGAAAUUUGGUCAAAAGGCGAGGCUUUUUCAGCUCAUUACCAGGUGGCAGGUAGUAAAAAGAAGUGAUAGAGGACAACUACCACUAGGUCGUCAUUUGUAUCUACAGGUAUGGCGAUUGAAUGGAGAGCUGAGUCAUAGAGCUAAAAUAUAUGACGUAGAUUCUACAUCGUUGACAACUUCAACAACUCAAACCAACAGUAAUCCUAGCAAGAUAGGCAGGAAUAGUUCGAGACCUCGAACAGACAACACCAACUCUUUGAGACCCUUAACGGUUCUUCAUUUUUUAGAUAGUGUAUAAUCAUUUUCACAUGAUAACAUUGAUACUGUUAUAAUUGGAAAGGUGAACAAUACAAGAGAAAAGGUCUUUCUCACAAGGCAAAGUCAGAAAGCCGUUUUCAUUUAAUUUGAUCAGUCACUGAGUCCAUGACUUUUUGAAUGAACAAACGUUUUCAAAUAAUUCGAUUUUUCAACGUAAUCUAUUUUGAUUUCAAAGUUUAAGUUCAAGCUUCUAGAAGAAGAAAUAGACAGGUGGUGCCAAGUUUACAGAAUAAAAUGAAUAAACUACCAAUUUAUUAUUUUUUUUCAUAAAAACUGCACCAGCGUUGAAUGAUUUUGGUCACCAUCUGCAAAUUAUUUGAAUACUUUUAUUGAAGUCAAUGUUUAUAUACGAUGUGAUCCAUAUGUAUGGAAUAAACUCAAUUUUAGUGCUAUUAUGUACUAUGUGAAAAAAUCCUGAAACAGGUCGAUUUUUAUUUUCAAAUUAACAAUUUACAGUAUGAAAAUAUUCUCCUCCAGCAUCUCCUCUGAAUUAUAAGCACAACACUUGUUGGAAAGGAAUUUUAGUCUUCUGUUCAGCAAUAUAAGUUUUUUUAAAUUUGGUACAAUCAUAAGUGAUAAAAUUAAUUUUUGAGAUGUAUAAUUUUGAUAUCACAAAACUUUACGUAGAAUGAAGAUAAUAAUAUCCCAUAAUAUUUAGAAUGUACUUUUCAACGUGCUAUUCACUUCUUGACAAUAACCGAAGUGAUUUUGGAAUUCUCGUACAACAUAAGAAGUAUUCGAGAGAAGUCAUAUCGGGGGAUCUAGUCGGCCAUUCGAUCGUUCCACUACUGGGAAAAACCUCAUUCAAAUAAUUUUUAACUGUACGUGCAAAAUGUGGCGGAGCUCCAUCUUUAUGGUAGUAAAUGGAUCUAUCUCAUUUAGAUGAUUAACAUCAGGAAAAUGUUUUUGAAAUUUAGGCAUCAAGAGGUUAAUCGAAAAAUCUGGAUAAACCUUAACAUUAAUGGUGCCGUCAAUAAAAUAAAGGCCAAUAAUUUUAUUGUUAAUGAAACCAGCCCAAACGUUCACUAUUUUUCUCUGCUACAAUAUCUAUAGUUCUGUUUGUUAACCUUUCCAUUUCAAUGAAACGUCGGUUCGUCAGAAACAACUAUUUUGUUUAUGAAACUAUCAAAAUAGAUGAUUUACUCAUAUCAUAGUCGACGACAAGUUCUCGAAUUGUCUAUGCGGAUUUUCUUAAAUCUCUAGAAGUACAUCUAACUUUUUUUUAACAGUAAAUUGAACAUUUCUAAAUGAUUUUUCAAUAUUUUUCACAUGGGCAGUUUCACGAAAUCUUUUUUUCAAUAAUGAUAACUGUAGAAUGUGGAACGUGUUGACCAAGGUAAUUAUUAUUAAAAAUUCCACAAACCUCCUUUUAAGCUCUUGUUUAAUUACCACAAUCAAUCAUAAUUAAAAAUCCUUGAGUCUAGGACAAAUGAGCCAUAAUUAGUUUUAAUAUGCGUACAGGUUCUUUUCACCUAGGACGUAACGCUGAAAUUGAAUUUAUUCCAUACAUAUAAACCACAUUGUAGAAACGUUUGGUGUCUAGGGUGUUUGGAGAAUCCACGCUUCGUUCACGUUUACGAAUCAGGUCUACAUUGCACUUCACAACACUUAACACUUCUGCAAAAUUUGCUAACAAACGUAGCGGUCACCACCCAAAAAGUUUUCUUCUACUAAGUGAUCGCUCAUAAUUAUAAGCAAUGCGCAAUAUAAAGAUGAUGGCUUCUACAAUAUCUCACACUUCCAAUCCUCAACUGGCCAAUAUCAGUAUCAUAAAUAUAGAGCUUCCGGGUAUCUUCUGUACUUGAACGGAAACAAUAGUUUAAUCUACCCGAUUGAAGUUUAAGGUGCAGUGUUAUCGAUUGAAAUAUAUCGUGCAUUGUUUCCAAUUGAAAUUAAUGGGUCAGUUCCCAUAAUAUUCAUUAAGCUGAUCCGAAUGAGAGGGAGGAAUACUUUAUUUUCCAUUUUCUACUUCAAUCAUAAGCUACUAGACACAAAUGAAAUGAGGCAGCCUCUCCAAAUUUUGACAGAAGUCAAAUAACAGAUAUUAAAAAAACAGGAAAUUCAAAACGUCAAGGACUUUUACUUCACAAUUUUAAGAAUAUGGUGACGAUUCUUAAAACAGUUCAUACAUUGAACUAUCCGCCUUUCUAGAAUUUAUUGAACAACUAAUGAAUUGUUUUCAGUUUCGCAAAGUACUUUGUAUCUUUAAUAUUUAGUAGCCAAAUCAAUAUUUCGUACUAUUUAAUAAUUUCAUAGAUUUAAUUACACACUUUUUUAUGUGAAAAACACGAUAAACAUAACUAUUUCUAUGAAAAUUGGCUAAUUGUAUUGAAAAUGGAGAGUCUAAUAGAAUGAGUUGUCAAAAAUAUAUUUAGUAUGCUCAACAGGUAGACUGUUUGUAUGGGUAUUCACCCAAUGUGAAAUCAUCAAGAUAUUUUUGAAAGAAGCUCAAACUUCUAGUACAAGUAUGCAAUUUUUUUUUGGCUUUUGAACAUUGGUAAAGAUGAAAUCAAGAACAUUAAUAUGCAUUGAUAAAAAUUUUCGAUAUCAAUUCAAUCAAGAGCCAGCUGGCAACAGUGUGGUAGAACUGUAUGGUUUUUGAUCCUAGAGCACUUAGGGGUACUGAAAUUGUCGAAAUCUGGCUAACCUUAGAACCGCUUUCCUUGGUAUGUACAACAAUAUAAUCAUCUACAUAUUUCCUAAACCAUAUAUUUUAUAGAAUUGAAAGAUAACCUUAUUGUUACAACAUCGAUUGAAAAGUUCGUUUUUGCUAUAUUUCCGUCACACAUAUAACGUGGACAUAUGUAAUCAUGCGUUGAAAAUUCAUAAUGUUCAAGUGUAUAAUUUGGAAAAUAUAUUUAAAUAUAAGUUCCUAUUCACGCAGCUUUAAAGGUCUAUAACUCAGAAACGAGUGGACGUAUGUAAAAACUUUUUUCAGAUCACAGCAUUAUUUCCAGUCCUGGAAUAACCUGUAUAUCGACUCCGAGGUUUGACAGUAUGGAAUGAAAUUUCUUUUCUGUAAAUAUUCAUACCCAAAAUUCAGAAAGUGUUUUAUUGACGUUUAAUCAAUACAGAAACAAAGCUUUGUUAUAAGCUUACAAAAGUCGCAUUAGGUAUUCUAAAACUAUUUUUAGCAAAAAGCUUAUCUUCCGAACUAAACUGAUUUUCAAACUUCCAUAGCCAAAUUAGUUUCUGUCGAAACUUGACAUCAAUUUCUCAUGAAAAUUUUUUAUUACUGAUUUCUCAGAAAAGCGACCUAUACGAAUUUACCAGAUCGUACAAACUUUGGAUACCAUUAUAAAAGGAACAGUCAUAUAUAAAUUUAAUAUCUUGUUCAUAUUUUUUACAUGGUGUUCAACAUUAUCAUGUUUGUUUCAUGACUUCAGUACAUCACAUACAUAUGAAUAAACCAAAAAUAAAACAAAGAAUAUUUGAUUUCGGAAAUAUUGUAGUGCAUAAGACUGAUCAAUUAUAUAAUAAUCAAUCGAAAACCAAGACCAAGAUAGUAAUGACAGAGCUUGAAGUCUUUAGUAACUAAAUAUUUACAUGAAACUAUUUCAAAGUGAUUUAGUUUCAUGAGUAAAUACCAGGAUGUAUUGAUAUUUAUUUAGCCUAAACUAGUUCCAUGCAUAAACCAAAUAUUGCGUUACCAUAGCAAAGAACAAUAAGAAAAAUAAUAAAAUAUUUUGACAUUGAAAUUUUGUUUGGUUACGUUGAGAAUUUUUCAAUAUAUUCUCGUAAUAUAAAAGUAUCUUUUAUCUAGUCACUUUCGGAACUUUUAACAAAAUGUAACUAUAGUUAGAAAAAGUUCAUAUUUUCAUAUUUUAAGGAACUGUUAUUUUUCCAACCACAUAUUUUGGAGGGAAAAUCUUAAUAUCAUUAUGUUUGCCAUUUCUUUUGAAAUUUCGAUUCAUAUAACAUAUUUUAUCAAAAUUUAUAAGUAGAGAACCUAACUGUGAUAAUGUUUUAUCGUUUUGGUAAUGCGAAGUUUUCUUCGUUUCACAUUUUUUCACUUCAAUUUAGAAAAGAAGUAUCGUAUCUUAGCGAGAGCUAAGUUGGAAUUUCUGAAACCGUUAGUGAUAUUCAUCAUGAGCACACUGUUUACACCAACACUCAUAAUUACACUGUCUGACGCUACUCUCACAUUUAGAGUAGCUUUAAUAGGGACAAAGGGUCAAUUCCUCACAGCCCACUCAAUAGUUUAGUAGUCAAGGAAUAAAUGUUAACAUUGCCGCCAAGGAAGUUUUAGUUUUUUUAGUUUACCUUCAGUCUCUGAAGACGAUAACUUGGUUAUCGAAACGCGCCUUGGUCAUUGUAAUUGUGACUGUUGGUGUAGUGGUGGUGUAAACAGUGUAUUCAGAAAUAGUAAGAGCUACUUUUGGGAAGUAACUUAGAUACUAUUUUCAGGAGAAUUACUUCUUGAAAAUAACUCAGAUACUUUGAAAAAAUACCUAAUAAGUAGUUAUGUUUAAACAGUAAUUAUCCCAACUCUAAAUGAUGGUACAUUCCAUUUAAUCCAAUCUUCUUAUUAGAAGGAAAUAUUUUACUGAAUAUCAGCGGUUCUCUUUGAAGUGAAAGUGAAAGUUAUUUGUAUGAAAUUCAUGCUAUUGUGUUGAUUGAACAAAUACCAUGCAGAAGCUCUGAUUAGUACGAAUUGAAAAGAGCUUAUUUCUUGCAAAACUUGCUCUAGAGACCCGGAUUUGAAUUUUUUGUUGAAUCUUCUGUAGUGUUUAGUUAAAAAAUCAACGAGAACCAAGAGAAAGUCCAACUAUAGUCUACACUACACUAAUUUCAGAUGACAAAAUAUGAAUCAAUAUAUAAUUUAGUUCGCAAAGACCGAAAAUUUGAAUUUUUCUAUAAUGCUUUUCAUUCAAAAAGUUUUGUAUGAAUCCAGCAGCUUAGCUAAUGUAUGUGUAGUGUAUCUGUCUCGUUUGUCAACUAUCCAUUUUUAUAAUUUUGAUGAAGAAUUAUUUCGAAAGUAAAUAGUUAUGUUUAUCCGUGCUAAAUUGCCUGAACGCAAAACAAUGACGUUUUGUGUCGAGUAAUAGAACUAUUUUAUUAUACGUACAAUAUGUUGUAUUUGUUUCUUAUUAUACGAAUAAUAAAUUUGAAUAAAACAUAA
Molecule: messenger RNA, 7807 nt
Organism: Diorhabda carinulata
Lineage: Eukaryota; Metazoa; Arthropoda; Insecta; Coleoptera; Chrysomelidae
Product: protein O-mannosyl-transferase TMTC1-like
Exons: 17
Coding region: 482-2665 (727 amino acids)
Biological process (GO): protein O-linked glycosylation via mannose
Molecular function (GO): mannosyltransferase activity; protein binding
Source: RefSeq, a predicted model, not a curated record